Messenger RNA from Mercenaria mercenaria, 895 nucleotides. RefSeq lists its product as uncharacterized. Gene Ontology annotation, molecular function: FMN binding; oxidoreductase activity. Lineage: Eukaryota; Metazoa; Mollusca; Bivalvia; Venerida; Veneridae. The record is from RefSeq and is a predicted model, not a curated record. The transcript has 4 exons. Bases 156 to 758 code for a protein of 200 amino acids. Gene Ontology annotation, cellular component: cytosol.
UUGUUAUAUUCUAGAGAACAUCUUAAUGGAGACAGCCGAAGCCUUAUUAAGCAUAUUGCAUCAAAGACGCUUGAAAUUUCGCAGGAAUUGUUUUGUUCCAUCUUCUUCAGUGACGGAAAUAUAAAGGCAAUAAAGAGAGUGGCAGCAUAUAGAAGAUGUCUUCCAAGCUGAAAAUUGCGCUGGUAAUGAGCUCUACACGGGAAGGUCGGCUUAACGACCAGGUCACUAAAUUUGUACACCACUCAAUUGCAAAGAAUCACAACGUGGAGAUCAUUGACCCAGCUACGAUAGAGUUUCCAAAAACUCAACAUUCUAUGGAUUUCCUGUUUAAUCCGACGGGAAAUAUCCCAGAAAAUAUCAGGGCGCUAAAUGAGAAAAUGAAAGGUUUCGACGCAUUUCUGAUUGUCUGUGCUGAAUACAACUAUAGUUUACCACCACCUCUAGCAAAUUUAUUCGAUAAUAUAUCACCUGCAACACUUGUAUGGAAACCAUGUGGCUUUGUGAACUACUCUAUAGGUCAGUUCGGUGGAUGUAGAGUCGGCGUGCAAUUACGGGCGUUUACAGGGGCAUUAGGGAUGAUAUCAGUGCCAAAACAGAUGAGCAUACCUUUUGCGCACGAGAAAAUCGCUCAAGACGGGACACCAGUAGACGAAAAGUUGACAAAGGAGCUGAAUUUAGUUCUAGAGCACGUGUAUUGGGCGGCAAACGCAUUAAAAAUGCACAAGACCACAGUCACGCCCCCUCCAUGGGCAAUUUGAAAAUCACUUCAUAUAUACCUUUCAUUUCUUUUCUUACAUAUUUUGUACUGGUACUUAUUCAUUUAUCCAGAUAAAUCAAAAAUGAUUAUAUUAAACCGUUUAACUGACAUUCUGUUUUUGAGUAUCAUUCAUUAAAC